This is a messenger RNA of Macadamia integrifolia, 6943 nucleotides long. RefSeq names its product disease resistance protein RPV1-like. Gene Ontology annotation, biological process: defense response; signal transduction. Lineage: Eukaryota; Viridiplantae; Streptophyta; Magnoliopsida; Proteales; Proteaceae. Gene Ontology annotation, molecular function: ADP binding; ATP hydrolysis activity. The record is from RefSeq and is a predicted model, not a curated record.
CUUAACAGUCCCAACAAUGUUAGAUUCCUUAACACUAAGGAGACCCAAGCCUCCCUCAUUUUUUGGAAGACAAACUUUAGCCCCACUCAGAGGUGAAGAAAUUUGAGAUUAUCAUUACCCUUCCAAAGAAAAGAGGGCAUAAGAGACAUAAUCUUUGAAGAGAUAAAUGUAGGAAGACCAAAAAACUCAGACCAAUAAAUAUAAGAGUUUUGCAUGACUAAUCUUGUGAGUUCAAGACGCCCUGCAAUGUAAAGAAGUUUACUCUUUCAAAGUUGAAGUCUCUAACGAAGCCUAUUAGGGAUGGGAGAACAAUGGUGAGUGGCAAGCUUGGAGGAUAUUAAUGGUAGGCCCAAAUAAGUAAUAGGAAGAUGGCCUUCUGGGAAAUCCAAAAUAUUAAUAAAUGAGCCUUAAUACCUCAGAAACACCCCUAAAGAAAGAGUGAGAUUUAAAGGAGUUAAUAUACAGACUAGUGGUGUAAGUUUGGCCCUAACUAUCCUAACCCGCCCUGAGCCCGAAAAGAGCUUGGGUUAAUAUUUCUGACCUUGAGGGUGGGUUAGGGAUGGUUUGUGCUUGUUGAGGCCUAGGCCCAACGCGGCCCUAAUUUUAACCAUGAUUAAUGUAAUAUAAUUUAGGGCUAUCACCCUAUCAUUUUAUUUUGAGUAAUAUAAUUUCGGUCACUGAUUCUUAUGGUUAAAUGUACUGCACAUCAAUUAUUCUAUUGAACUUCAUAGUUUUAAUUAUGUAUUUAUCAUUUGAUUUUUUUUUUAUUUCUUUUUAAUGCAUAGGACACAUGGAAAAAACAGGUUCAAUCAAUGUUAGCCCGACCAUAGCAAGAAUCAGGGCCAAUUAAGGCCAACCCGGCCCAAUUAAGGUCAAUUAGGGUAGGGUUAGGUUGGCAUGAGCCCGGUAGGGUUGGGCCUAGGCAUGAACUAGGUAGGGUUGGGUUGGGCCUAGGUUAAAUUUUGAGGACCUAGGGUUGGGCUAGGGUUUUAAGAAAACCUGGCCCAACUUGGCGUCGUUUCACCCCUAAUAGAGACUCAUCAUAACAGAGGAGGUAAAGCAUCAGAAAUUGCAGUCAAGGAUUGUUGAUUGGCUUUGGUAAAUAUCAUGAGGUCAUCUACAUAUAACUGAGUGAUCUUUAAGAGCUUACAUUUAGGAAUUGGAUGGAUGAAAUUCCCCUUGAUUUUGGUCAUCAAGAUUUUGGAGUGACCCUCCAUGGCAAUAUAUAAAAUGUGAGGAGAAAUAGGACAACCUUGGAGAAUCCUUAACUUUGAUGUGAAAAAACCUUGAGGGGAGCCAUUGACAAGCACAGAGAAAUAAGGUGAAGGGACGCAACAGUGAAUCUAGUUAAUGAAAUUAGGAGGGAAAUCCAUAUUCUCUCAUCUUAGAGAGAAUAUGGUCAAUAUUAUCCCACCUAAUAAAGUCAAUAGUCUUAUGGAUGUCUAAUUUGGAUGUCAAUCUUGAUAACCAUCAGCAUUAUAAAAAAACCCCAUUAUUGGCUUUCUCUUUAGUCACUCUAAAUGAGUUAUCCUUUCUAACCAAUGACCUUGAUUAUUUGAAAUUUGGCUCCAUUCCUUCUGCUUGACAUCUUGUAUAUGUUAUUGUACUGUUAGUAGUGAUGACCAAAAUUAGACACAGUAGAAUUUACUUAAUAUUUCAUUUUGCUUUGAUUGCUUUUUAAUUCAUUAGAAAAUUGAUAAGCUUUUAUUUUUUUGGUUGGUUUACAAUUGGCAAAUAUGAGUCAAAGUUUAUCCAGGGUAUUGUUGAAAAGGUUUUGAAUAACUUGAAUCAACCACAUUUUCAUGUUGCCCAAUAUCAAGUUGGCUUAGAUUCCCACUUGGAGAAAAUGAAAUCAUUGUUAAAUGUCGGAUCAGAUGAUAUUCGCAUCAUAGGGAUCUAUGGCAUGGGGGGCAUCGGUAAGACCACCGUUGCCAAGGCUAUCUUUAACCUAUUCUUACGCAGAUUUGAAGGUUGCAGCUUUCUUGCAAAUGUUAGACAACUGUCAGGACAACCCAAUGGUUUGCUUCGUUUACAAGAACAACUUCUUUCUGGUAUCCUAACGGAAAGAAAUAUGAAAAUAACCAGUGUUGAUAGAGGUGUCAACAUGAUCAGUGAAAAACUCUUCUCCAGAAGAAUUCUUCUUGUUCUUGAUGAUGUGGAUCAAUUGAUGCAAUUAAAUGCAUUGGUUGGAAGGUGCAGUUGGUUUGGUUUGGGAAGUAGAAUCAUCAUAACAACAACCAGAGAUAUGCAUUUGUUAAAGAAUAUCAAGGUUGAUGAAAUAUAUAAGAUCCCAUAGUUGAAUGUUGACGAAUCUCUUAAGCUCUUCAGUUGGCAUGCCUUCGGAAAUGACCAUCCAACAAAUGAUUAUUUGGAGCUCUCAAAGAAUGUAGUUGGUUAUGUCAAUGGACUUCCUUUAGCUCCUGAGGUUUUGGGUUCUUUUCUAUUUGAUAAAAGCAUUACUAAAUAUGAGAGUGCACUUGAGAAAUUGAAGAGAAUUCCUUAUAAUGAAAUCCAAAGUAAACUUAGAAUAACUUAUGAUGCAUUAAAUUAUAACUUUGAUAAGGAUAUUUUCCUUGAUAUUGCAUGUUUCUUUAUUGGGAUGGAUAAAGACCAUGUCAUUGGAAUACUAGACGGUUGUGGUUUCUACCCAAAAAUUGGCAUUCCAAAUCUCAUCUAUAAGUCUCUGAUAACAAUCAAUGAAAAGAAUCAAGUGAUGAUGCAUGAUGUACUUCGAGAUAUGGGAAUGGAAAUUGUUCAAGAAGAAUCUCGAAAGGAGCCUAGAGAACGCAGUAGAUUGUGGUCUCAUGAUGACAUCUUCGAUGUAUUAAAAAAACAUAUGGUAAGAAUAAAUGAAAUUAGAAAGAGAGUCAACAUUUUCUUUUCGGGAACAAUAAAAGUUGAAGGCCUUACUCUAAACUUACCUGAAAUUAAAGCAGCAAAUCAUAUCAAUAUUAAAGCCUUUGCAAAGAUGCAGAGGCUAAGACUUCUCCAAAUCAAUCAUGUGCACAUUUCUGGAAACUGCAAACAUUUUUCGAAGGAGUUGAGAUGGCUAUGUUGGUACAGUUUCCCUUUGAACUCCAUUCCUACUAACUUUCAUCUUGAGAACCUUGUUAUACUUGAGUUGCAAUAUAGCAACAUCAAAUAUCUUUGGAAGGGAAUUAAGUUGCUGAAGAAACUGAAAGCUCUGAAUCUCGGUCAUUCCCAUGGCCUAACUCAAAUUUCUGACUUGUCUGGACUCACCACGGUUGAGAAAUUGAGGACAAGAGAAGGAGAAGGCUCGUAUUCUUCUACUCCUGGUUGGAAUCAUGAUGUGUUCUUAAGCUUCAGCGGUGAAGACACGCGCAAGAACUUCACCGAUCAUCUCUACACUGCUUUAAUUCAAAGAGGAAUCAACACCUUCAUAGACAACAACGAACUCAGGAGAGGAGAAGAUAUUGCCUCAGAGCUGUUGAAAGCAAUAGAGAAAUCGAGGAUUUCCAUCAUCGUCUUUUCCAGUAAUUAUGCUUCUUCCAGGUGGUGCCUCAAUGAGCUCGCCAAGAUAAUCGAGUGCAGAGGGACUAUCGGCCAAACGGUUCUACCUGUUUUCUAUGAUGUUGAUCCGUCUGAUGUUCGAAAACAGAGUGGGAUGUUCGGGGAAAAAUUUACGAGGCUAGAAGAGCAUUUCAAAGUAGAGAGGGAGAAGAUGGACAAGUGGAGGAGAGCUCUUACAGAAGCAGCGAACUUGUCAGGGUGGGAUCUACAAAAUGGAUAUGAGUCAAAGUUUAUCGAGAGUAUUGUUGACAAGGUUUUGAGUAACUUGAAUCAACCACAUUUUCAUGUUGCACAGUAUCAAGUUGGAUUAGAAUCACGCUUGGAGAAAAUGAAAUCAUUGUUAAAUGUCGGAUCAGAUGAUAUUCGCGUCGUAGGGAUCUGUGGCAUGGGUGGUAUCGGUAAGACCACCAUUGCCAAGGCUGUCUUUAACCUUUUCUUACGCAGAUUUGAAGGUUGCAGCUUUCUUGCAAAUGUUAGAGAAAUAUCAGGACAACCCAAUGGUAUAAUUCAUUUACAAGAACAACUUCUUUCUGAUAUCCUAACGGGAAGAAAUAUGAAAAUAACCAGUGCUGAUAGAGGUGUCAAUAUGAUCAGUGCAAAACUCUCUUCCAAAAGGGUUCUUCUUGUUCUUGAUGAUGUGGAUCAAUUGAACCAAUUAAAUGCAUUGUUUGGAAGGCAUAGUUGGUUUGGUUUGGGAAGUAGAAUCAUCAUAACAACUAGGGAUUUGGAUUUGUUAAAGAAUAUCAAGGUUGAUGAAAUAUAUAAGAUCACAGAAUUGAAUACAGAGGAAUCUCUUAAGCUCUUCAGUUGGCAUGCCUUUGGAAAUGACCAUCCAACAAAAGAUUAUUUGGAGCUUUCAAAGAGUAUAGUUGGUUAUGUCAAUGGACUUCCUUUAGCUCUUAAGGUUUUGGGUUCUUUUCUAGUUGAUAAAAGCAUUCUUGAAUUCAAGAGUGCAUUAGAGAAAUUGAAAAGAAUUCCUAAUGAUGAAAUUCAAAGGAUACUUAGAAUAAGUUUUGAUGGACUACAUGAUGAUUUGGAGAAAGAUAUGUUCCUUGAUAUUGCAUGUUUCUUUAUUGGGAUGGACAAAGACCAUGUCAUUGGAAUACUGGACAGUUGCGAUUUCUUCCCAGAAAUUGGCAUUAGUGUUCUCAUCCGUAGGUCUCUCAUAACAAUCAAUGAAAAUAAUCAGGUGGUGAUGCAUGAUUUACUUCGAGAUAUGGGAAGGGGAAUUAUUCGUGAAGAAUCUCUAAAGGAGCCUGGAGAACGCAGUAGAUUGUGGUUUCGUGAUGACGUCUACAAUGUAUUAACAAAACAUACAGGAACAAUGAAAGUUGAAGGCCUUACUCUAAACAUGUCUGAAAUUAAAGCAGCACAUCAGAUCAGUAUUGAAGCCUUUGCAAAGAUGCGGAGGCUAAGACUUCUCCAAAUCAAUCAUGCGCACCUUACUGGAAACUACCAACAUUUUUCAAAGGAAUUGAGAUGGCUAUGUUGGUACGGUUUCCCUUUGAACUCCAUUCCUACUAACUUUCAUCUUGAGAGCCUUGUUAUACUUGACUUGCAAUAUAGCAACAUCAAAUAUCUUUGGAAGGGAAUCAAGUUGUUGAAGAAAUUGAAAGUUUUGAAUCUCAGUCACUCCUAUGGCCUAACCCAAAUUUCUGACUUGUCUGGACUCACCAUGGUUGAGAAAUUGGUAUUUGAAGAUUGUAGAAGUUUGGUUGGCGUUCAUCAUUCUGUUGGACAACUUGAGAGACUUGUUUUCUUAAGUUUAAAAGGCUGUGGAAACCUGAGGAAUCUACCGAACAGCAUAUGUGAGUUGAAAUCUUUAGAAAAUCUUAUUCUUUGUGGUUGCUCAAAACUUGAAAAGCUGCCAGAGGAACUUGGAAAUUUGAGAUGUUUAAGGGAGCUUCUUGUAGACGGUACCACAAUAAAAGAAUUCCCCCUUUCGAUUGGACGCUUGAAGAAUCUCAAAUUCUUAUCUUUAAAUGGAUGUAAGAUAUCAACCUCUGAAAAUUGGAAUCCAUUCAUUUGGUUUUGGAAUUCGCGGAGAAAAAUUCCUGAUUCCACCACUCUAUUACCAACUUCUCUCGUGGGUUUAUCCUCUUUAAGAGAACUAAACAUGAGAAAUUGCAAUUUGUUGGAUGAUGCAAUUCCUAGUGAGAUUGGGAGCUUGUGCUCAUUGCAACAUUUGGAUAUUGGCGAUAACAAGUUUCUUAGCCUACCAGCUAGUAUCAGUCGUCUUUCUCAACUCAAGCGGCUUGAGUUGGACAAUUGCACAAGGCUUCAAUUUCUUCCAGAUCUGCCAUCAUGUUUAAAGACCUUGUCUGCAGGAGGAUGUAAAUCAAUGGAAAGAUUAGUAAGUCCUGAAAACUUAUCUUCCUUGCAAGAGCUGGUUUUAAGUGAAACUUUUUUGUGUAGCCAUUCUGGCAACAUUAGCCACCUUACUCAGCUCAAAUAUCUUAACUUGGCAAAUUGCACGAGGCUCAAAUCGCUUCCAGAACUUCCAUCAAGUUUAAAGCAAAUAGAAGCACGUGGUUGUACAUCAUUGGAACGAUUAUCAAAUUUUGGAAGCUUAUCCUCAUUGCUCUACUUGAGUUUAAGCAACAGCAAUAUUCGUACCCUACCAGCUAGCCUUGGUCGGUGUUCUCGGCUCUGGUACCUUGAAGUAAUUGAUUGCUCAAGGCUUCAAGUGCUUUCAGAGCUUCCAUCAAGUUUAAGAUUAUUAUAUGCAGGGGGUUGCACAUUGAUGGAGAGAUUGCCAAAUGUGUCGAACUGUCAUAAGUUGGACUAUUUAUACCUUCGUAAUUGUCACAUGCUAACUGAAAUUCCAGGCUUUGAGAAUUUGAAGUCCGUACGAACCGUUAAUCUGAAGGGAUGCAACAAUCUGACAAAUAAUUUUAAUAGCCUCAUCCAGGGAUUGUGUGGCCGUGAUAAGUUUAACAUAUUUGUUCCUGGAAGCAAGGUUCCGGAUUGGUUCUACCAUCGGAGUAUGGGGUCUUCAAUAUUUUUUGAGGUUCCUCUGCUUUUGGAUAAGAAGAUCCAAGGGUUAACUGUAUGUGCUGUUUGGAUAGGCAUUAAAGAAUCAAAUAUCUGGGACACAGAUAAUACUCCUAUUAUUAUUAUUCACAAUAAAACAAAGGGUCAUCAUGAACGAGUCUGCCAUUUUAUGUUCAAUAAUGCCUUCUGUGAAAAUGAAUUGUGGGUGGCCCAUACACCACAUACUGACUUGAAAUAUCAGUUAGAGCAUGGGGAUCAAAUUGAAGUUUCAGUAGAAUUAAGGAAACGACUUCAAGUGAACGAGUGUGGAGUCAAUAUAGUGUACGAGCAAGAUGAGAAAUUUUCCCAGCCAUCAGACAGUGAAGCAGUGACUGGAUGUAGUAGUAGUAGCUCCCAUUUCAAGAACCCAAGAAGUUGA